This is a messenger RNA of Lycium ferocissimum, 1000 nucleotides long. Its product is annotated as vesicle transport protein GOT1-like. Gene Ontology annotation, biological process: retrograde transport, endosome to Golgi; endoplasmic reticulum to Golgi vesicle-mediated transport. The record is from RefSeq and is a predicted model, not a curated record. The coding region runs from base 311 to 733 and encodes 140 amino acids. The transcript has 7 exons. NCBI's taxonomy places the organism in Eukaryota, Viridiplantae, Streptophyta, Magnoliopsida, Solanales, Solanaceae.
GGAAACAAUACAAUAUUUCUUACAUGGGAAAAAGAUUAAAGACCAGCCCAAAAUAGGGGCAAAAGUGCCAAUGACCCUUUUGAAAAACGGGUUUAUAUGUUAUAACUAGUGAUUUGGUUAUAUGAGAUUCAGAAUUGGCAGUUGAUUACAUUUCAUCAUCACGCUAAUUUGCAUUCCCUUACAGACAAUCAAUCUGAAUUUUCACUUCGAUUCAGAGAGUAUCAGCUGCAAUUUAUCUCUCCAUUUCCUCUCGAUUCAGUGUUGCAGGUGUCGAAAUUGAAUUUGGAUUUGUGUGGAUUAUUAGGCGACAAUGGUUUCCUUCGAAAUGAAUGAUCGCAAAAAGAUUGGGCUAGGAUUGACCGGAUUCGGAGUAUUUUUCUCAUUCUUGGGGAUUAUUUUCUUCUUCGAUAAGGGACUAAUUGCAAUGGGAAAUAUCCUCUUCUUCUCAGGGGUGGGACUAACCAUUGGUCUGAAGUCGUCGUUGCAAUUUUUUAUGAAACGCAGCAACUAUAAGGGAACAGCUGCAUUUGGUGCUGGAUUUUUCUUUGUUGUCAUUGGUUGGCCUAUAAUAGGGAUGAUUCUCGAGGCUUAUGGAUUCAUUGUACUCUUCAGUGGUUUCUGGCCAACACUGUCAGUAUUCAUGCAAAAGAUACCUAUUCUGGGUUGGAUCUUCCAGCAGCCCUUUAUCAGAUCGUUCUUUGACAGCUACCGUGGAAAACGAGUCCCUGUAUGAUCUUAGUUGAAUGGGCCGACGAACCUACAGCAUUUAACCUCCCUUAUACGUUUGUAAAGUACCCUGUUCUGAAGAUUGACGUCUUGAAGGGUGUUGACAGUAUAGUUUGUUUGCAGUUUAUGAUUGAGCCUUGUUAGCGUCUAGUGAACAUUUUUUACUAUAUCCUUUUUUUAAUUUUUUAUAAUCGUAGUGUCUGGGCAGCUUGCGUGAAGUUUGUUUAACUAUUUCUUAGUUUAAGAGCAAGUAAAAUAAAUUUUGUUUUGUUGA